CAUAAAGGACAAGCCUUGCAGCUAAUCUGAACAGCGGGUGGCUAGCACCAAGGUGUGGAUGCCCUGGUGUCACUUCUUUUCAAGAUAGCUUGUAAACAAAAGUCACUGGAGCUGUGCCCUCUGACAAUGUCUUCCAUUAAGAUCGAGUGUGUUUUGCCCGAGAACUGCCGCUGUGGCGAGUCUCCAGUAUGGGAGGAAGCAUCCGGCUCUCUGCUCUUCGUAGAUAUCCCUGGAAAAAAGUUUUGCCGGUGGAAUCCACUCACCAAGGCAGUGCAGCGAAUGACCAUGGAUGCCCCAGUUACCUCGGUGGCCCUGCGCAAGUCAGGAGGCUACGUUGCCACCGUGGGAACAAAGUUCUGCGCUUUGAACUUGGAAGAUCAAUCAGUAGUUGCCCUGGCCACAGUGGAUAAAGACAAGAAAAACAAUCGAUUCAAUGAUGGGAAGGUGGAUCCCGCAGGAAGAUACUUUGCUGGCACCAUGGCUGAGGAGACAGCCCCAGCAGUUCUUGAGCGGCACCAAGGGUCCCUAUACGCCCUGUUCCCUGACCACCAGGUGAAAAAGUACUUUGAUCAAGUAGACAUCUCCAAUGGUUUGGAUUGGUCCCUGGACCACAAAAUCUUCUACUACAUUGACAGCCUGGCCUACUCUGUGGAUGCCUUUGACUACGACCUGCAGACAGCACAGAUCUCCAACCGCCGAAGUAUUUACAAGCUGGAGAAAGAAGAACAAAUCCCAGAUGGAAUGUGUAUCGAUACUGAAGGGAAGCUUUGGGUGGCCUGUUACAAUGGAGGAAGAGUGAUUCGCUUAGAUCCUGAAACAGGGAAAAGACUCCAAACUGUGAAGCUGCCUGUUGACAAAACAACUUCGUGCUGCUUUGGAGGGAAAGACUACUCUGAAAUGUACGUGACCUGUGCCCGGGAUGGGCUAGACCCCGACAGUCUUUCAAGGCAACCUGAAGCUGGUGGAAUUUUCAAGAUAACUGGCCUGGGGGUCAAAGGAAUUCCUCCCUACGCCUAUGCGGGCUGAAUAAUAGGUGUUCUUUCCUGCCAGAGAAAGCUUUGGAAACAACAAAGGAAUUCUGGGGCCAAAAUUUCAAUCAGUCAGAAAAAGGAAUCAAUGAUUUUGUUAACCAGGUUGCAGUUCCAUUUAAUUUUUAACAAAGAAUGAUAACAUACCCCUUGAUAAUACACUGUAAGACCUUUUGUAAAAUGUGCUAUAGAACUGCAAGCCUCUUGAUUCUCUGAAAAUUGGUUGGGAUCGAGAGGGAGUGAGGAAUGGGAUGAUAUCUGUUCUUUCUUCUGCAAUCCAUAUUCAACAUUCCUAAAGCUUCAAGAAAAAAAAAAACGAAUAAAUAGAAACCUGGUAACGGCGGUACAAUUAUGUUCCUUUUAAUUUUCAUUGUAAUCUUAUAAAAUAUACCACAAUGCUAACCCA
Lepus europaeus (European hare) is the source of this 1434-nucleotide messenger RNA. RefSeq names its product regucalcin (gene RGN). Lineage: Eukaryota; Metazoa; Chordata; Mammalia; Lagomorpha; Leporidae. Gene Ontology annotation, molecular function: enzyme regulator activity; gluconolactonase activity; calcium ion binding. The transcript has 7 exons. Gene Ontology annotation, biological process: L-ascorbic acid biosynthetic process. The record is from RefSeq and is a predicted model, not a curated record. The coding region runs from base 127 to 1026 and encodes 299 amino acids.